ACUUGACUAGAAAGAAAAGCCCAACUCAGAUCAUUAUCAUCAUCAACGCAAUCGCACCCUUCUCUCCACGGAUACCCAUAAUCCCACCAAGAUUUCCCCUUUCCAGUUUCCACGCCACUCGAUACGAGCAUACGACGUCGUUUCUCUUCAUCCCUGAACGUCUCCUUCCUCUCGUCACUCGCUCACUGAAGCUAGAGCUUUCUCACUCACUCACUGUGGCUCACUGGCUCUCGCACUCAAGCUCUCUCCCACUCUCGUCUCCGCUCUCUCUCACUGUCUCCAGUCUCGCACUCAGUCGCGCUCGCUCGCCUUCCCUGGGCUCGUCGUCGCCGGCGGCAGAACCAGCAGGUCCCGGGACUGGUCGUCAUCAUCGCUCUCUGUCUCAUCAUCGUCUCACACUCAGUCGCGCGCUUUCCUUGCGCUCAUCGUCGGCGGCGGCAGAACCAGCAGGUCUCCGGGCUGGUCUUCUUGCUUCGAGUCUCGCCGUCAGCUUCCUCCCCGCCGCCGUCAGCUUCUUUCGCGCAACCACAAGCUGGUCCCCGAUUGCUUGUGAAUUGGAAAGGAAGAAUCUGAAUUCUCAAGAGUGCAGGAUCUUCAGCGAAGUUACUCCAAAACUAUCCACACCAAACGAGAAUCUGAAGAAGAAAUCCGAACUCAUCGUCGUUCAUUCCUUCUUCUUCUUGUGCGGAAGAAUGAGCAGUUCCGGUGGUGGAAGCUCGUCGAAACCAAGAAGUGCUUCUUUUCAACCUUCCGAAACUUCUUCAAAGCGCAAAAGAGGAGUCUUCCAAAAAGAACUGCAGCACAUGAUGUACGGCUUUGGAGAUGAUCCAAAUCCUCUUCCUGAAAGUGUGGCACUUAUGGAGGAUAUUGUUGUGGAAUAUGUCACGGAAUUGGUACAUAAAGCUCAAGAUAUUGGAUCACAGAGAGGGAAGCUUUCUGUUGAGGAUUUCCUUUAUUUGAUUCGCAAGGAUUUGCCAAAACUUAAUCGAUGUACAGAAUUGUUGUCCAUGAAUGAAGAGCUGAAACAGGCAAGGAAAGUCUUUGAAUCAGAUGAAGACAAACUGAGGAAGGUUUUUGAGGUAGAUGAACCCGUUGAAUGAUGAAUGAGGAAAAGGGUGUUGAAUUGCAUCGUUACUGAAUUCAGGAUUACUGGAGUAUGUCCUAACAUGCCUCUAUCAAAUUUUUGGAAAUUUGGAGUAUGUCCUACAUUUGAAAAUAGCCAAUGUGGAUACUUGGAUAGUUGAAUUGUAACUUCCUAAUAUAUUUGUUCUCCAAUUUAUUUUGUCCAUGAUCUUGUGAUUAUAAGUUUGAGUAUUAGAAAACAAUUUUUGACACAUUAGGGUAACUUGCCGAAAUAUAGGAGAAAUUAUUUGGUCUCUACCUUCUACAGUUAUUAUUUAUUUCUUUUGAGAGU
Arachis duranensis is the source of this 1414-nucleotide messenger RNA. RefSeq names its product transcription initiation factor TFIID subunit 13. NCBI's taxonomy places the organism in Eukaryota, Viridiplantae, Streptophyta, Magnoliopsida, Fabales, Fabaceae. The transcript has 6 exons. Gene Ontology annotation, molecular function: protein heterodimerization activity. Gene Ontology annotation, biological process: transcription by RNA polymerase II. The record is from RefSeq and is a predicted model, not a curated record. The coding region runs from base 693 to 1100 and encodes 135 amino acids.